Messenger RNA from Dujonia railenensis, 2076 nucleotides. NCBI's taxonomy places the organism in Eukaryota, Fungi, Ascomycota, Pichiomycetes, Serinales, Debaryomycetaceae. The record is from the annotation of a GenBank genome assembly.
AUGUCUGCACCUUCUAAGGAGAUAAGGCUUCAUAUUGGAAACAUUUCCCCGAAACUUGCGUCUAAUCCUGAGACUUUAAACACCAGAUUGGGCAAGUUUGGUGAGAUCAUCAAACCACUAGAAGUGCGUACCAAACCACUAGGGGACAAGUUUUUUGGGUUUAUAACUAUGAACUUAACCCCUGUAGAUUAUGAAAAGAUCAGAAAUUCAUUCCACGACGUUGUUUUCAUGGGAAUGAAACUUUCGGUAAAUGAAGCCAAGCCAGCAUUCAAUUGGCAGAGGGAUAACGAAAGACCAGAUGCAAAGAAACUGGACAGGAUGAAGAGGGAAAGAAUCCAACAUGUAAGAGAGUUGAGAAUAAACGAAGCCCAUACGAGAUAUCCUGAAAAUACUGAGACUCACUCUCACUUGACACCUACUCAGGUGCUCAAUCCAAAUAACUCAAGUAAAUCAAGCCAUACAACCAACAAUAAGUCUGGUAACACCAAAAAUAAGCCUCCAGGAUAUACCUUGCAAGGAACCAAGUCAUAUUCAACUUUGGCUGGAGAUACUAGUAAAAGCUUGAUUCUUGAUCAAUACGCUAGGACAUCGGGUAAUGGUGAAGUAAUCAAGGGUAGACAUAGAGUCACUGUAAGACCACCCAGGUUACAGAGGGCGGCUACCUUAAGAAUUCUUAUUAACGGUGAAUUGAAAACUUAUAAGAACUACAAGACCAAAUUGUGGGGCUUUGAGAAGAAUAAGACUGCUCUUGAUUUAACGUGGAAGUAUGAUAAUGGAGUGUGGAAGAGUGGGGACGAUCAUAUUGUUGAAAAAGUUAGAAGAAACAACGUAAUUGUAAAUGAUAGAGUCAUUGGGGGCCCACAAGUCAUAUCCUGUGGAGUUAGUGGCACCGAAGUACAACUGUAUGGUCGUGAUAGCAACAUUGAACAGAUAGGAUCUGGAGAUGUUGAUGGUUCACGGUCAAUUGAUCCUGAAUUUAAAGAAGACAUAGACAAAAAUCAAAAAAUACUUGCAUCAUUAUUCACCAAGUAUGACUUCGAUAAACCACUUUCAGUUGAGGAGGAAGAAGACAAAAUUGACGAAAAUGAUAUAACUUACGAUAGUAAGGGUAGAAAGAAGAUUAAAACUUACGAUUAUGAAGUUGAAGGUGCAGAGAUUGAUGAUGAUUUUGAUAAUGACAGUGAUGAGAGUUUUGAUUACUCCACUGCUCAACAAAAGGUUGAAGAAUUUACAAAAUUACACGAAAGACCACAGGGAGAAGUCUACUACGAUGAAGACGAUAAUGGGAAUGAGCUUGAUUUUGACUUGAUAGCCCAAUCUACUGAGAAAAUAAAGGAUAAGUAUGAAGAAGAGCAUGAUACACUUGGAUUAUUGGGAGAAGAUACUCCAAUGGAGAACGCAGAAGAAGAAGAAGAAGAAGAAGAAGAAGAAGAAGAAGAAGAAGAAGAAGAAGAAGAAGAGCAGGAGGAUGAAGAAGAAAAAGAAAAUGAAGAAGACGUUCUUGAUACGCUUGGCUUACUAGGAGAAAAUGCUUCAAUGGAAGAAGCAGAUGAAGAAGAAGAAGAAGAAGAAUUCAUUCCAAGCUUUGGCCAGUUUUCGAAGGAAUCAGACUCUGUGUCUGGAAAGACCAAUAAUACGGAAGCUUUAAGAUCACUCUUCAAUAAAGAACAAGAGUCUAGCUUUAAACUUGAAGUUGACGAAGACGAUAUCGAUGAAGAAAAAGAGAAAGAGUUCAAUGACCCAACAUACCAACAAACUCUUUUGAAAGAAAUAGAACAAAAGCAGCAGCAAGAUGCUCAAAUACAUCAGGAGCUAAGAAGGAAUCAAUUUGGGCUUUUUUGGACUCACAGAGACUCUCCGUUUUUGUCCACCCAAUCUCAGUUGAAUAAAAUAGGUACUGCUGAGGAUGUUAUCACAUUACCAGGUGAGAUAGAUGGUGCUAAUUUAGACGUAGCAGAGGGAGAAGAAAAUGCGUAUGAGAAAUGGUUUUGGGAUCAGAGAGGUGAGCUCAGUAGGGAGUGUAAGAGAAGAAGAAGGGAUGUAAUGAGAGCAUUCAAGAAAAAGGUCAAUGUAUAG